Molecule: messenger RNA, 2277 nt
Organism: Petromyzon marinus (sea lamprey)
Lineage: Eukaryota; Metazoa; Chordata; Hyperoartia; Petromyzontiformes; Petromyzontidae
Source: RefSeq, a predicted model, not a curated record
UAGCGUGGUGACAUCACGACGCAAAGCCCUUGCGUGGUGACGUCACCACGCUGUCCCCCCUGCCUCCCUCUCCCCCGUCGCGUGCAAAGUUCGAUCCGAGAGGCAGAGAGAGAGAGGCGAUGGCGUCCUUGGGAGAAGCGGACACCUCGUCGGGUGUGGUGAAGUACUUCUCGCUGGACGAAGUGAAGAAGCACAACUCGUGCAGGACCACCUGGGUCGUCAUCCACCACAAAGUCUACGACCUCACCAAGUUCCUCGAGGAGCACCCCGGUGGUGAGGAGGUGCUGCUAGAGCAGGCCGGCUCGGACGCUACGGAGAGCUUUGAGGACGUUGGUCACUCAAGCGACGCUCGCGAGCUCUCUGCACGCUACCUCAUCGGGGAGGUCCACCCGGACGACAGGAAAAUUGAAGAUGAGGACGUUCUGACCACCACCACCACCACCACCUCGGACUCCAACCAGAGCUCCUGGACGUCCUUGCUGGUGCCGGCUGCCGUAGCCCUGCUGGUGGCUCUCGCCUACAACGUCUACUCGUCUAGUACCACCGCCGACCCACUAGGCCCACCGCCUACCCACUAGGCCCACCGCCUACCCACAAGGACCACCGCCGACCCACUAGGCCCACCGCCUACCCACUAGGACCACCGCCUACCCACUCGGCCCACCGCCUACCCACUAGGCCCACCGCCGACCCACUAGGCCCACCGCCUACCCACUAGGCCCACCGCCUACCCACUAGGCCCACCGCCUACCCACUAGGACCACCGCCUACCCACUAGGACCACCGCCUACCCACAAGGACCACCGCCUACCCACUAGGCCCACCGCCUACCCACUAGGACCACCGCCCUCCCACUCGGCCCACCGCCUACCCACUAGGACCACCGCCUACCCACUAGGCCCACCGCCUACCCACUAGGCCCACCGCCGACCCACUAGGCCCACCGCCUACCCACUAGGUCCACCGCCUACCCACAAGGACCACCGCCGACCCACUAGGCCCACCGCCUACCCACUAGGCCCACCGCCUACCCACUAGGACCACCGCCUACCCACAAGGACCACCGCCUACCCACUAGGCCCACCGCCUACCCACAAGGACCACCGCCUACCCACUAGGCCCACCGCCUACCCACUAGGACCACCGCCUACCCACUCGGCCCACCGCCUACCCACUAGGACCACCGCCUACCCACUAGGCCCACCGCCUACCCACUAGGCCCACCGCCGACCCACUAGGCCCACCGCCUACCCACUAGGUCCACCGCCUACCCACAAGGACCACCGCCGACCCACUAGGCCCACCGCCUACCCACUAGGCCCACCGCCUACCCACUAGGCCCACCGCCUACCCACUAGGACCACCGCCUACCCACUAGGACCACCGCCUACCCACAAGGACCACCGCCUACCCACUAGGCCCACCGCCUACCCACAAGGACCACUGCCUACCCACUAGGCCUACCGCCUACCCACAAGGACCACCGCCUACCCACUAGGCCCACCGCCUACCCACUAGGCCCACCGCCUACCCACUAGGACCACCGCCUAUCCACAAGGACCACCGCCUACCCACAAUCCCCUCUGCCUACCCACAAGCCCAGCAUCCUCCACGUCUAACCAGGCUCUCGACUACCCAGAAUCCUCUAUUUUACCCAGGAGGCUUUGCUGCUAAUCGCCCGGGGAGGUUUGUCCGCCCAGUUAGCCUCUGCCGCCGACCCACGAUCCCCUCCGUCCGUCGUCCACACGAGCCUCCGUUUACACCCCGAAGUACUUUGCCUCUGCCUCGACGGAUACUCGGGGAAUUAUCUGCCGAACCCAGAGGCCUUUCCAAUUUUCCCAGGAGCCUUUGCGUCUUCCCAUAACCCUCUCUCGCCUACCUAACAAUCCCCCGGGUUUUUUUUUUAUCGUCCAGAGUUUUGUAUCUGCCUACCCCAGAAGAGUCGACUCUUACCCAGAACCCCUUGCAACUUUCCCAGAAUCUUCUCUGCCCUCCCACGAGCCCCUCUGUGCACCCAGGAUGGGCCUCCCUUGUGCUUUUUAUUCCGUGUGUGACCGGGAAUGGAACUCGGGACGCCGGGGAUCGUAGCGCAGCGCGCUAACCGCUGCACCACCGCUCCCCGUCGCCAUCGCUACCUCCAUGAUCACCACCAUCGCUACCCACCAUCGCUAUCGCCGUUAUUGCGGUGCUGGACACCCACUGCGAGCGGGUAGGUGAAUUGGUGGGUGGGUGGGUGAGUGAAUGGAUGAGUGAAUGAACGAGUGGGCGAGUGAAGGA